Messenger RNA from Fraxinus pennsylvanica, 972 nucleotides. The record is from the annotation of a GenBank genome assembly. Lineage: Eukaryota; Viridiplantae; Streptophyta; Magnoliopsida; Lamiales; Oleaceae.
AUGAAGAGAUGGAGAGGGUUGUGCUUGUUUAUGGUAUUGAUACUUGUGAUGAGAGGAGAAGGGCAAUUAGUGGAGAACUUUUACAGUUCAACUUGUCCAAACGUAGAAGCCAUUGUUCGGGAGGCUGUGGCUAGAAAGUUAAACCAAACAUUCGUUACAGUUCCAGCCACGCUUCGUCUCUUUUUCCACGAUUGUUUUGUUGAGGGAUGUGAUGCCUCUGUUCUUAUAGCUUCACCAAAUAAUGAUGCUGAAAAGGAUGCUCCAGAUAAUCUUUCCCUGGCAGGAGAUGGCUUUGAUACUGUGGUGAAGGCUAAACAAGCAGUUGAGGCGCAGUGCCCUGGGGUAGUUUCAUGUGCGGACAUUUUAACCAUUGCUGCUCGAGAUGUGGUCGUUUUGGCGGGAGGCUUUCCAUUUGCCGUUGAAUUGGGAAGGCGGGAUGGACUUGUCUCUCAAGCAUCUCGAGUAGCUGGUAACUUACCAGAGCCAAACUUCGAUCUCAACAGCCUCAAUGCCAUGUUUGCCAAACACAAUCUAUCGCAACUUGAUAUGAUUGCACUGUCAGGAGCUCAUACUAUUGGCUUUUCCCACUGCAAUCGUUUUGCAAACCGCGUUUACUCAUUUUCACCAUCGUCCCCUGUUGACCCUACCUUGGAUCCAAACUAUGCGCAGCAGUUGAUGCUAUCCUGCCCACAUAAUGUGGAUCCGUUUAUAGCUAUAAACAUGGAUCCUGUUACUCCGCAAACUUUUGACAACAGCUACUUCCAGAAUCUGGUCCGAGGGAAGGGCUUGUUCACUUCAGAUCAGGUUUUGUUCACCGAGCCAGCAUCCCAACCUACAGUAAACGAUUUUGCGAGUAGCCCAUCUGUCUUCAAUGGAGCUUUUAUCACUGCAAUGAGGAAGCUUGGGAGGGUAGAUGUUAAAACUGGAAAUCAAGGAGAAAUAAGGUUGGAUUGUACAAGAUUCAAUUCAUAA